Messenger RNA from Tripterygium wilfordii, 2743 nucleotides. Its product is annotated as delta-1-pyrroline-5-carboxylate synthase-like. Lineage: Eukaryota; Viridiplantae; Streptophyta; Magnoliopsida; Celastrales; Celastraceae. The transcript has 21 exons. The record is from RefSeq and is a predicted model, not a curated record. Gene Ontology annotation, molecular function: ATP binding; glutamate-5-semialdehyde dehydrogenase (NADP+) activity; glutamate 5-kinase activity. Bases 225 to 2369 code for a protein of 714 amino acids. Gene Ontology annotation, cellular component: cytoplasm.
ACCUGUUUCGAUGGAUAUAUCAGGUUCGAAUAAUUUUAUCUCUAAUCCGUCUCAUUUGACGUACAUGAGCAUAGAGAAAAGUCUAAUAAAAAUGAGGGUGUCUUCUGAAACCCUUAAUAGAUCCAACUGGCUCGCCUCCCCCUAGCGCCUUCUCCACCCGAACUCAGCCCGUGUCGGAUUUUCUUGACUCACUCGAGAGCCUCCCGAGUUCGAACAUCAAAGGCAUGGAUCCUUCUCGAGCUUUUGUCAAGAAUGUUAAGCGCCUCAUUAUCAAGGUUGGGACUGCUGUUGUUACCCGAAGUGAUGGAAGAUUAGCUCUUGGGAGGCUAGGAUCUCUGUGUGAGCAGGUUGAGGAAUUGAAUUCACAAGGAUUUGAAGUUAUUUUGGUGACUUCUGGCGCUGUUGGUCUUGGUCGUCAAAAGCUCAGAUAUCGAAGAUUAAUUAAUAGCAGUCUUGCUGAUCUCCAGAAGCCUCAAGUUGAUCUGGAUGGGAAGGCAUGUGCAGCAGUUGGACAAAACAGUCUCAUGGCUUUAUAUGAUUCAAUGUUUAGUCAGCUUGAUGUAACAUCAGCACAGCUUCUAGUGACAGAUAGUGAUUUUAGGGAUAAAGAUUUUAGAAAGCAACUCAAUGAAACAGUGAUCUCAUUGUUAUCGCUGAAGGUUAUUCCAAUAUUGAAUGAGAAUGAUGCAAUUAGUACAAGGAAGGCUCCUUAUGAGGAUUCUUCUGGUAUAUUCUGGGACAAUGACAGUUUAGCUGCUCUAUUGGCUUUGGAGCUUAAAGCUGAUCUUCUUGUUCUCUUGAGUGACGUAGAGGGCCUUUACAGUGGGCCCCCAAGGGACCCACAAUCAAAACUAAUUCACACCUACAUCAACGAAGUACAUCAGAGUGAAAUUACAUUUGGUGACAAAUCUAGGGUGGGAAGAGGAGGUAUGACCGCAAAAGUAAAAGCAGCUGUCAAUGCAGCUAAUGCUGGCAUCCCAGUUGUCAUCACCAGUGGGUAUUCUCCUGAAAACAUAAUUAAAGUCCUUCAAGGAGAGCAUAUUGGCACACUCUUUCAUCAAGAUGCACAUUUUUGGGCCCCAAGAAAAGAGGUUGGUGCACGUGACAUGGCAGUUGCAGCGAGGGAAGGUUCCAGGCGACUUCAGGCCCUGUCUUCACAGGAGAGGAAAAAAAUUUUGUUGGAUGUAGCUGAUGCCCUUGAAGAAAAUGAAAAACUCAUCACUUUUGAAAAUGAAGCUGAUGUUGCUGCUGCACAACAGACAGGGCUGGAGAAAUCCUUAGUAUCACGGUUGGCUUUGAAGCCUGGGAAGAUUCGGAGCCUUGCAAACUCAAUUCGUGUGCUUGCAAAUAUGGAAGAUCCAAUAGGUCGUGCUUUGAAAAAGACUGAGCUUGCUGAUGGGCUUCUCUUGGAGAAAAAAACGUCUCCCUUGGGGGUUCUCUUGAUUGUUUUUGAAUCUCGACCUGAUGCACUAGUACAGAUUGCUUCAUUAGCCAUCCGGAGUGGGAAUGGGCUUCUUCUUAAAGGUGGAAAAGAAGCCAAGCGGUCAAAUGCCAUAUUGCACAAGGUUAUCACUGCAGCCAUCCCAGACAGUGUUGGUGGAAGACUUAUUGGACUUGUUACUACACGAGAGGAGAUCCCUGAUCUGCUUAAGCUUGAUGACGUGAUAGAUCUUGUUAUCCCAAGAGGCAGCAAUAAACUCGUUUCCCAAAUAAAAAGUUCAACUAAAAUUCCUGUUCUUGGUCAUGCUGAUGGAAUCUGCCAUGUAUAUGUUGACAAAUCUGCCAAUAUGGAUGUGGCCAAGCACAUUGUUUUGGAUGCAAAAGUUGAUUAUCCAGCAGCCUGUAAUGCAAUGGAAACACUUCUUUUACACAAGGAUUUGGUGCAUACUGGUGGGCUUAUUGAACUCACUACUCAGCUUUGCACUGAAGGUGUUACUUUAUAUGGAGGACCCAGGGCAAGCAAGGAGCUGAAUGUUCCACAGGCAGACACAUUUCAUCAUGAGUACAAUGCGAUGGCAUGCACUGUUGAAAUUGUUGAUGACGUAUAUGCAGCGGUUGAUCAUAUUCAUCAACAUGGAAGCGCGCACACUGAUUGUAUUAUAGCAGAAGAUCGUGAGGUCGCAGAAGUUUUUCUAUGUCAGGUUGAUAGUGCUGCCGUUUUCCACAAUGCUAGCACGAGAUUCUGUGAUGGAGCUCGAUUUGGACUAGGUGCAGAGGUUGGAAUAAGUACUAGUAGGAUCCAUGCUCGCGGUCCCGUAGGAGUUGAGGGAUUGUUAACAACUCGAUGGAUUCUUAGAGGUAGCGGACAAGUGGUGGAUGGCGAUAAGGGGGUGAUUUACACCCACAAAGAUGUUCCUCUUGACCCCUAGCUUUAUUAUACAAUUAAUUAGAGGCUCGGCACUCUGAUUAGAGGUUGAUGAUGACGUAGACGAGUUUCAGUAGUAUUUUUUUUUUCUAUCCGGCGACAAUUGCUUCACCAUGCAUUUUUCAAGUUUUAGAUUAGGCAAAUAAGCAAUCAUUCACUUCAAAAUAUGAUGUCAUAAUCACUGUUAGAAACAAUCAGGAAUGACAGUGCAUAGAAUACUAGAUUUAAAGAAUUUAUUAAAACGAAAUAAAUACAGUAAAGAACAAAAUAAAUAUAGUAGAGAUACAAUCAAAAUAUUGACUUGAAUUGAGAUUGAGAAUAGUGUAAUGUUAUGUCCUAUAAUAGAAAUUCGCCCCUACUUUUGUGUUUGUGGUUCAA